CUUAAAUUUGAUUUUCUUGGUGAAUCAGUAAUUGGAAAGUCAUGUCUUCAAAAUACAAUAUCAUUAAAGAUCCACCUAAGGCUCUUACUUUUGAUGUUUUUGGCACCGUGGUCGACUGGCGCAAAACAGUAACCCAAGCCCUCCACACAGCCUCCCUAAACAAAACCUCUUCCUCUUCCCGCCUCUCGUCACUCUCUCCCGCCCUCCGCACCCGCCUCACCUCAGUAGACUGGUCCCAAUUCGCCCAAGAAUGGCGAAACGCCUACAAAUCCUACACAAGAUCCUACAACCCGUCUUCAGACCCAUGGAAAGACAUUGACACGCAUCACUACGAAUCCCUCAUCUCUUUGCUCUCCUCUUGGGAGCUAAAUGGGCUUUAUACGGAUGAAGAAAUUAAAGAAUUGAGCUUGGUAUGGCAUUUCUUAACCCCAUGGCCAGAUUCCAGUGAAGGAAUACAGAAAUUAGGGAAGAAAUUCGUAACGAGUACGCUAUCAAACGGGAAUCAAAGUCUCCUACAAGACCUAAACUCGCAUGGCCAGCUUGGCUUCCAGAAAUUGCAAAGCGCAGAGGAUUUCCGGGCGUAUAAGCCGAAUGAGAAGGUGUAUAGGGGAUCAGCGCGGGAACUGGGGGUGGAGAUGGGGGAGGUGGCAAUGGUGGCGGCGCAUCUGAAUGAUUUGAAGGCGGCGAGGAGUUUGGGGAUGAGGACUGUUUAUGUGGAGAGGGAGGGGGAGGAGGAUUGGGGGGUUGGGGGUGAGGAGUGGGAGGAUGCGAGGGGGUGGGUUGAUAUGUGGGUGAGGAAGGAUGAGGGGGGUUUUUUGGAGGUUGCGAGGAGGUUUGGUGUUGAAUGAGUGAGUGAGUGAGAGAUUGCGGGGAUGUAUUUGAGUGAAGACUUUUUCAGCUCAGUUUGAGUUUGAUGUUUAGACUUCUUUGGGAGGUUGCUUGAGAUGAAAAGAUCGGUACUUGAGGCGAAAGUUC
Messenger RNA from Mollisia scopiformis, 975 nucleotides. RefSeq names its product haloacid dehalogenase. The record is from RefSeq and is a predicted model, not a curated record. NCBI's taxonomy places the organism in Eukaryota, Fungi, Ascomycota, Leotiomycetes, Helotiales, Mollisiaceae. Gene Ontology annotation, molecular function: hydrolase activity, acting on halide bonds, in C-halide compounds. The transcript has 2 exons. Bases 42 to 848 code for a protein of 268 amino acids.